Molecule: messenger RNA, 2569 nt
Organism: Vitrella brassicaformis
Lineage: Eukaryota; Vitrellaceae
Source: the annotation of a GenBank genome assembly
CAUCCAUCCAUCCAUCCAUCCAUCCAUCCAUGAGCCAGUGACGAAUUGAAUUGCCCUCCACCCACCAUGCCCAAGGGCCAGGUGCAUGCUCCCUCCACCACGCCUCAACAAGACCCUCACGGCCGCUUCUCGCCUCAGACUGCACAGCAGUAAGCCGACAUAGCACGAGAGAAUAGGCGGGCGGCGUUUAUGCUGUGCUGUGGUGCGUCGUUUGGAUCAGGCAUGCGUUUCAUAACCUGAUUCGUGCUUGCAUCCACGACUCCACUGCACCGUAUCGUAGCUCCCGACCCAUAGCCAUCUAUCGGAUCCUCAGCCCACUUGGAAUCACCACGUGAACUACACCACACCACAACACACAACACACAACACACAACACAGACACGGCAGUGUGUCAAGAUUCAUUCAUGGCUUUUUUGCGUAUCGGCUGCCUGGGUGUGGUGUGUGUUUUUGUCAUCGAUCAGUAUCGGUUCGUUUGGUCGCACCUCACUGCAGCAGUGGACCGCGUGGGGCCUUCGACAGAAACUGCCUGGCCUCUAUGAGGACCUCCAAGCCAAGGUGUCUUCUACAGGUCAGGGAGGGAGGGAAAUGAUCUACACGUCUACACGAAAACUCAGCUGUGUGUGUGUGCGUGUGUGUGUGUGUGUGUGUGCACCGUGCAGAUGAGGGGGGCUCUGGUGCGGGCGGCAAUUCGUCGCCGAGUGUGCCUGAGGCUCACGCCUCAACGCAAGACGAACAAGAGUGGGCCCGCACAGACACAGCACAGCACCAAAGAGAGAGGCUUUGGCCCACCGGUAACUCGUGUGUGGUGUUUGUAUGUGUGUAUGUGUGUGGUGUGUGUGAUGCAUUCAGGCUGUACGAGACGAUCCUGACGUAUCUGUUGGGCAAGGGCAGGGGGGAGGCCGAAGCCAAGGAGGAGGCAAACCACUACUACAACGUACUGUGGAACCACGACAUCACCGAGUAAGCCGACACAACACGACACAGACAGACAGACAGACAGACGCGUGUGUGCAUUCUUGUGGCUUGUUCCUUCCUUUGUCCGUUUUGCCAUCCAUCCAUCAGCGCCGAGUCGCUACGUCGGGUGACAGCUGACGAGUGGACCAGUGUGCUCGAGCUUCCUCUCGCCCUCUUCUGGACCAUCAAGGACCGAGCGACCGUGACCGUGACACCACCCCCAGGCAUCCGGCGCACCCCCACCGCCGCACCACCCAAGGCCACACCCAAGACCGGCACCAGACGCCCUCACCCCAAAGACCCACCCAUCCCGCGUGUGCCACACCCACACCCACACCACACUCUCCUCGUGCAGCAGCAUGUCGCCGCACCGCGUCGCCGCAGCCGGUCGUCAUCCCCCAACCGAGAGCAACAUGUCCGACCCAGGCACGUGUUUCUGCAGGAGGGGGGUGAGCGGGACGGCAGUGGUGUGCGAGGUUGGGGUGGGGGUGGGUCAUCGCACGGGCUGGGAAUCAGGCAGGGGAGUAGCAUUGGUUUGUCGAGUAAGUCACACAAAGGGAGGGAAGAACCACAGACGACACAUCCGGAGGGUCAGGGCGCUGGUCGAUCUGUCCGUGUAUGUGUGUUGUGUUGUGUUGUGCUGUGAAUGGUAGGUGUGGGCCGUGGCACUUCUGUCGGCGGAGGUGCGCAGCGCACACAGACACGACACGAGCACAGCAUGGACAGACAGUUGAGGGCAUGGAUGGAUGGUGCGGGUGUGGUUAUGGGUGUAUGUACGUGUCUCAGGGUAUGUCGGCCGUGGCGACCACCCCAGCCCCCUUGCCCACCGACCCGACGACGAGAUGCCCGCGUCGCCCAAGGAUGACGACGAGGACGGCCAUGGCUGCGACUCCGACACGGAGCGUCUCCGUCGUCAUCCCACAUCAGUGAGCCAAAGGCCGGCCAAAGGAGACAGACAGGCCUGCACAUGCAUGGAUGGAUGGAUGGAUGUGUUUGUGUGUUGUUUGUAAGGGUGAGAUUGGCGGCCAUCUCCCGACCGGCAUGGACGGGUUCCGACCGUCUCGGCGUCGACCGGGCAGGCGUGGGCAGCGCAAGCCGACCGAACGUGAGAUACUCGACGCCUGGGACAUGCUGCCUCGGGAGCAGCAGGAGGGGAGCGGCGGCGUGGAUGGGGCGGCUGGGGGCGGCGGCGUGGGUGGGCCGUCGCAGAUAGCCAUGGACAACGAUAGAGGCCAUUUGCCGAGUAAGAAACAUGAAGGCAGGGGCGCACGUGAGUGUAAGCGGGUCGUAAAUGUGUGUCUGUGUCUGUUGUGUGGCGUGUAGGGGUCCCGAUGGGGGCCGACGAUGUCGAGCGAUAUCGACUCGCACACACAUGGACAAUCGCAAAGGUACUUCGCGAACGCAGUGUCACCAAGACAGCAGCGCCCUCACUACUUCCACGCACACAUGAAAGCGGUCAUUGUGUGGGCGUGUGUGGAUGUGUGUGGAUGUGUGUGUGUGUCAGAUGACGACCGUACGUCAGGUGGCGCGGCGCAGCACCACGCCGGCUCGCCCGUCCCAUCAUACCAUCAUGCCGUCCCAUCCAACCUCGACAGCGGCGUGGUUGGCGCCAUGA